AUGACUUUUGGGGGCAAAACCGUUGUUCUUGGUGGGGACUUUAGACAAAUACUUCCUGUAAUUCCAAAAGGGACAAGGCAAGAUAUUGUUGGAGCAACAAUUAACUCUUCUUAUUUGUGGAAGAAUUGUAGAGUGAUGAGGUUAACAAAAAAUCUUCGUUUGCAAAACCUGCAAGAAGAUUCUGAUUUACAUGAAAUAGAAGAAUUCUCCAAGUGGAUAGCAGAUAUUGGUGACGGUGUUUUAGGGGAAGCAAAUGAUGUGGAUUGUGAUAUAACUAUACCUAGCCAUAAUCUCUUACACUGUGGGGAUGAUCCGAUUGCGACAAUAGUGGAUAGUACAUUCCCUUUGUUCCGUAAUGGAAAUUACGAUCACACAAUUCUUCAGAACCGAGCAAUACUUGCCCCUACUUUGGAUGUGGUUGACACCAUCAAUCAGUAUAUGAAUGAUAUGAAUGAAGCUGAAGGUAAAACAUAUCUGAGUUGCGAUUCAGUGUGCAAGUCAGAUUCAAAUGUUGAUAUGUUCUCAAACAUGCAUACACCUGAAUUUCUGAAUAGCAUCAAAUCAUCGGGUAUUCCAAAUCAUUGCCUAACACUAAAGGUAGGCUCUCCAGUGAUGNUGAUAGUUACUAAAUUGGCUGAUCGUGUGAUAGAAGCUAAGAUUUUGUGUGGAGCAAAUGUAGGGACCAAAGUUUUAGUUCCACGUAUGUCAUUGACUCCUUCAGAUCCAAGAAUACCAUUCAAAUUUCAAAGGAAACAAUUUCCUUUGAUGCUUUCUUUCAAGAGUAAGUAG
This is a messenger RNA of Ipomoea triloba (trilobed morning glory), 789 nucleotides long. RefSeq lists its product as uncharacterized. Gene Ontology annotation, biological process: DNA repair; telomere maintenance. Gene Ontology annotation, molecular function: DNA helicase activity. Bases 1 to 789 code for a protein of 262 amino acids. The transcript is spliced from 2 exons. The record is from RefSeq and is a predicted model, not a curated record. Lineage: Eukaryota; Viridiplantae; Streptophyta; Magnoliopsida; Solanales; Convolvulaceae.